Setaria italica (foxtail millet) is the source of this 1495-nucleotide messenger RNA. RefSeq lists its product as uncharacterized. Bases 178 to 1356 code for a protein of 392 amino acids. The record is from RefSeq and is a predicted model, not a curated record. Lineage: Eukaryota; Viridiplantae; Streptophyta; Magnoliopsida; Poales; Poaceae. The transcript is spliced from 3 exons.
UGCGGGUCGAGCCGGGCCGCGGGCGCGUGCAUGCGGGGUGCUGGUGCGGCCUCGCCUAUAAGUGGGACGGCGCCGGGCCGGGUGAGCUCCCGCUCGAGAGUAAAAUUUUCCAAGCUUCCCGAGGUGUAGGAAAGAGACCUUUUACUGGCGUCGUACGAGGUUGGGGUAUAACCAGAGAUGGUGAUCGAUAAGCGGAGCGCCGCGCUGGUCCUGCUCGUCUGCGCCGCGGCGCUGGUUGCCUCGGCCGUCGGCGAUGGCCCGCUGCUGAACGGCAACUUCGAGUACCCGCCGAACCAGUCCCAGAUGAGCGGGUCGAAGGUGACGGGGGAGAACGCGAUCCCGUACUGGAAGACCACCGGGACCGUCGAGUACAUCGGGUCCGGGCAGCAGCAGGGGGACAUGAUCCUGACGGUGCCGGAGGGCGCGCACGCCCUGCGCCUGGGCAGCGACGCCUCCAUCCAGCAGCAGAUCAGCGUGACGCGGGGCCUCUACUACUCCGUCACAUUCCGCGCGUCCCGCACCUGCGCCCAGGACGAGAAGCUGAGCCUCACCAUCGUCCCUGUGACCGGCUACCCCGUCCAGUCCGGCGAGCCGCUCCCCAUCCAGACGGUGUACUCCAGCUGCGGCUGGGACGCCUACUCCUGGGCCUUCAAGGCCGAAGCCGGCAUCGUGUCCUUCACCAUUCGCCACCCCUGGCAGGAGGAAGAAGACGAAGGGUGCGGCCCCAUCAUCGACGCCUUUGCCAUCAAGACGCUCAACAUGCCACAGCCCACCCAGAACAACUUGCUGACGAACGGGGACUUCGAGGAGGGCCCGUACAUCCCCCCGGAUUGCAAGUCCGGGGUGCUGGUGCCGCCGAUGAACGAGGACGACGUGUCCCCGCUGCCGGGGUGGAUGAUCAUGUCGUACAAGAAGGUCGUCAAGUACGUGGACACGGCGCACUUCGCGGUGCCGCGCGGCGGGCGCGCCGUUGAGCUGGUGUGCGGCGUGGAGACGGCGCUCGUGCAGGAGGUGUACGGCACCGUGGAAGGGAGCUGGUACAGGCUGGAGUUCUCGGUCGGGGACGCGGCCAACGGGUGCGGGGCGUCGGCCGACUACUCCUCGUCGCCGGGGAUGAAGGUGAAGGCGAUCGCGGGGGCCAGCGAGACCACCGUGGACGUCGACUUCCGUGGCGCCGGCGGAUCCACGCGCGGGAAGCUCGAGUUCCAGGCGCCCGCGAGCCCCACGAGGGUGGUGUUCGUCAGCUUGGGCUACCACACCAAGUCCGACAACAGCGGCACGCUCUGCGGCCCCGUCGUGGACGACGUCUCGCUCGUCGCCAUCGCGCAGCCGUCUGCUCGCCGGUUGCUUCUCUAAGGCGCAAGUUUUUACGGCCGGUUGUACUCGUGCGGCGUGGCGUAGAGUGUAACUGUGCUGGGUUAGUACUGGCCCAUUUUGUCUUUUACCUAUUGUACUAGUAUAUUUAUUCAUAUUUCAUCUGAGGCUCUUCGUAUUA